Messenger RNA from Phialemonium atrogriseum, 910 nucleotides. Its product is annotated as putative cytochrome c oxidase subunit protein. Gene Ontology annotation, molecular function: enzyme regulator activity. The record is from RefSeq and is a predicted model, not a curated record. Bases 99 to 512 code for a protein of 137 amino acids. Gene Ontology annotation, biological process: mitochondrial electron transport, cytochrome c to oxygen. The transcript is spliced from 5 exons. Gene Ontology annotation, cellular component: mitochondrial inner membrane. Lineage: Eukaryota; Fungi; Ascomycota; Sordariomycetes; Cephalothecales; Cephalothecaceae.
CUCCACCUCAUUCCUGCUUCAAACCACCAAAAACCCUCCCGCCAGCAAUUGACCUCCCACCACCACCCACAGAUUCGAAUUCUCCACUCUCCUCAACGAUGUUCCCCCAGCGCCAGAUGUUCCGCCUGGCGCCGCGCCUCGCCGCCCAGCUGCGCGCCCCCGCGGCCCGCACCGUCGUCCAGCGCCGCCUGGCCAGCUCCGCCGGGCAGAGCACCGAGAACGCCUUCAUCAGGGAGCGCAAGGCCGUCAAGGAGCACGCCGCCUCCACGACCGAGCUCUGGCGCAAGAUCUCCAUCUACGGCGUCAUCCCCUGCCUCCUCCUGGCCGGCAUCAACGCCUACAACCUCUGGAACGAGCAUUGGGAGCACUGGGCCCACUCCCCGCCCUUGGAGGAGCGCGUCGAGUACCCUUACCAGAACAUCCGGACAAAGAACUACCAGUGGGGUAACGGAGACAAGACUCUAUUCUGGAACGACGCCGUCAACUACCACAACAAGGACAAGACCACCUAAGUGGCCCAUGUACGGAUCUAGAAGUUGUAUAGGCAUGGAGGAAGGCUCAUAGAGCGAUGGGAGGCUGUCGCUAAGACUGGUCGGUCGACUUGUACAUGUUCCCUUAAAACAGUCAGAGCAAUCCAAGGUUUUGCAGGUGGAGUCCCAUCUGAUCAUGCUGUCGGUCGUCCCAACCGUAUUCCGCUGUGCUGAGCGAGACGGUAUCGCCAUUCAGCCGACACCCGGGCAAGCAACCCUGCACGGGGCUGGCUGACGAGCAGGCAUUAAGUACAGUAUAUAUCCAUUGCCCGGCCGGGCUGUCCGGGUUACACUCUUUUCGCAUGCCUGCCCUAUCUUGAUGACAUUUACUUAGCCCCCCGCCAUCCCACCAAUACCUUACGCCCCCAACUGAAUAGCAG